Molecule: messenger RNA, 979 nt
Organism: Paramecium tetraurelia
Lineage: Eukaryota; Ciliophora; Oligohymenophorea; Peniculida; Parameciidae
Exons: 3
Biological process (GO): carbon utilization
Molecular function (GO): zinc ion binding; carbonate dehydratase activity
Source: RefSeq, a predicted model, not a curated record
AUGUAAAAUCAAAUCGUUCAUGAAAGUAUUUCUGAAAUGAAGAAAUACGCAAAGGCGUUACAAGGAAACAAAAAUUAUGUUGCUAAAAAGACUGCAGAAGACCCUGAAUACUUUAGAAAACUUUCACAAGGGUAAAAUCCCAAAUAUUUAUUGAUUGGUUGCUCAGACUCUAGAGCUCCACCUAAUGAGAUUACAGAAACUGACCCUGGAGAAAUUUUUAUUCAUCGUAAUAUUGCUAAUGUAGUUGUUCCCACAGACUUAAAUAUCAAUUGUGUAAUUCAAUAUGCCAUCGAGCAUUUAAAAGUUCACAAUAUUGUAAUUAUGGGACAUACCUUUUGUGGAGGUGUUAAGGCAGCUAUGAAAUAAGAUUCUGUUGGAGGAUUGUUAGAUUUAUGGCUGAAUAACUUGAAAUUGGUUUAUGAAAAACACCAAGAACUCAUCAACUAAUUAGAAGACGAAGACGAUAGAGUUGCAUGUCUAGCUCAUAUGAAUGUGAGAGAAUAAGUACUUAAUGUAUGGAAAAAUCCAAUUGUCUAAAAAUCUUGGCAGGAUGGACAUCCCGUCAUGGUUCAUGGAUGGUUAUUUAGAGUAGAAACAGGUUUUAUUGAAGAAUUAGAAAUCGAAGAAAGUAUCCCAACUAAUCUAUCGAAGGUUUUUUAAUUGAAUUUCAAACCUACCUAAACACAUAAACCUAAGCAAUAAAAAGAUGAUAAUGAAGAAGAGAGAUCUAGAUCUCCUUCAAUUAGAAAGAGAUUCUAAAGGAUGCAGAGUAGAUUAGAAACUGAAAUUAAAAGAUUAACAAUCACACUUUAAGAUCCUAAUUAAGAGGUUGAAAAGGAUGUCAUUGACUAAGUUUCAGAAGUAUUGUAAAAGGAUCUUGGAAUUUAAAACUGAGGAUCAUUGAGUUAUGGAAUAAUAUAGAUUAUACAUUCUAUUUAUUUAUUAAUAUUUACAAUAUAAAUCUCAAUUAAUUAAACAA